Cucurbita maxima (winter squash) is the source of this 461-nucleotide messenger RNA. Its product is annotated as photosystem I subunit O-like. NCBI's taxonomy places the organism in Eukaryota, Viridiplantae, Streptophyta, Magnoliopsida, Cucurbitales, Cucurbitaceae. The record is from RefSeq and is a predicted model, not a curated record. The transcript has 4 exons.
ACGAAUCAUCCAAAAUGGCCACCGCCUACGCCACCACCUUUUCCACAGUCGUCGGCCUCGGAACCUCCUCUCUCUAUUCUCCUCCCUCCAAAUCUCCCUGUCUCGUCUCCGGGUUCAUCAAAUCCCCGAUGCCCACAAGGAAUCCAUUUCGCGUGGCGGGCGCAUCUGACCGAAGGUUCACAUGCUUUUAGAGAGACUGACUGCGGAGAGAUCUGAACGUGAUCAGAUUUGGACUGAUCGGGUGGAUUGCGCCGUCGAGCAUUCUGGUGAUCGACGGGAAGAGCUUGACCGGACUCUUCUUUGAGAGCAUUGGAGCAGAGCUUGCGCAUUUUCCUUCUCCACCCCCGCUCACUUCUCAAUUUUGGCUGUGGCUGAUUUCAUGGCACUUGGAUCUCUUCAUUACGCUUACCUUCGGACAAAUUGGGUUCAAGGGGAGGACCGAGGACUACUUUUCUAAGUGA